Fusarium coffeatum is the source of this 735-nucleotide messenger RNA. RefSeq lists its product as uncharacterized. Gene Ontology annotation, molecular function: protein binding. The coding region runs from base 1 to 735 and encodes 244 amino acids. The record is from RefSeq and is a predicted model, not a curated record. The transcript has 2 exons. NCBI's taxonomy places the organism in Eukaryota, Fungi, Ascomycota, Sordariomycetes, Hypocreales, Nectriaceae.
AUGAAUCACCACCGGACUUCGUUCCUUCUCAAGCUUCCAACUGAGAUCAUCGGCGAGAUCUUCAAGGCCUGUCAUCUCUCAGACCACCUCAACUUAGCUCUCACAUGCCGUCGUCUCGCAGACGGAGGAAAGUUGACCCUCGCGCGCCAUAAGACUGCAGCCCGGGACUAUGGUGUCGUCACUGACUGGCAUCACUUGAAUAUCCCAGACGUUCUCAACAAGGCGAUCUCCGAUCCAUACUUCCGAUACAACAUCCGCAAAAUCGGGAUUCACGGCACACGCUACAACUGGGAAAAUUGGGGAGACUUCAGAGCUGAGCCACCUCCCACAGUCGCUUCACGAACCUUUGAAGGUAGCGAUGUCUCGUAUAACUUCAGAUGGAGACAGGUAUUCGACAGGCCUUCUUGGAAGGAGAUCUGGGGGCCGGGUCAUGAGCACAUCGGUGCCGAGUUUGAUGAAGACGCCAUGACCUACGCGAUGUUGCGCGUGAACAGGUUCAAAGAACAUUUCGCAGGUUCCAUUAGCCAGCAUUGGCACCACUAUAUUCUGCUCAUGGCACGGCUCGAAUGGUUCUCCACCAACGGCAACAGCGACGACGACUCGAUACUACGAGGGAUCGACUGGGCGCAGGAUCUACUUCAUGCUGGCAACGAUAGCCUCCUCAAAGCGUUGUUGAUCUGCAUAUGUCCCAGACUGAACGUCCUGAGACAUGCCAGCUGCAAAUUGACCGACUAG